AUUUUUCUGACCGCAUCCUAUGCACCUCUGCAGACUUGUGUCUGCAAAACAGUAAGGUAAUAGGUGCUUGAGAAUGGGAAACUAGAUGUCUAGAAGCAUCCUGGAUAUGUUUUUUCUGCAGGUAGAGUUCAGUAACAGAUAGAGAGAGGAAGGUAUUGAAGAGAUGUCUAGCUUUGGGAAACUUACCGAUUACUUUAACCGUCGCAAAUCAAGGGAGGAGCUUUGCGCUGGGAGGAGUGGCCAGCGAAGAAGCGGUAGUUACUGCUGUACCAUCUCAGAAGCCAGGUCGUUGGAAAGGAAGCUGCAGAGACCUCUCUUGGCCAAGUCACGCACUCUUCCCAGCAUCCCCCAGUCCCCCAUCUUCUCCAGAGUGCACCACUCUGAUCUCCUGAGCAGCAGUCAAGAGCUGGCUCCCUCUCUGAGGAUACCGCUGUCCAGCUCCAACCCCCGCAAGGGCUGUACGCUGCCAUCUGCAGGAGAAGUGUGGAGACUAGAGGAUGAUGAUGAUGACAAUGAAGAGCAUUCAGUGGUACAGAGAGCCCAUGCCGAGCCUCGUCCACGCUCCCAGUCCCCCUUCUCUCACUUCCGAUCACACGCCUACCUGCGAAAGAGCAUCUCUGUGGAUGACAACCUGGGCAUGGUGGAGUUUGGGACCCCAACCCCUGGAAACAAGGCAGAGAGGGUCAAGGGAAAGCUCAAGAGGAAGUUUAGCUUGGGAUCGGCAGACAGGAAGGAACAUCAGCAGAGAAGAUCGGAGACUGGCAUCUCCAAGUUUGCCCAGCGUCUGUCUUUGAAAGACAAACACAGCAAGACAGCGAAGGCAGGAGGAGAACGAAUUGGGGAAGAGAGACCAGCCUUCAGGAAGAGAUCCCAGAGUGUCGACUGGACCACCUCUCCCAAGAUGACCCAACAGAUGCGAGACCCCCCCCUCGCCCCUUCCAAGAAGGGUUCAGCCCCCUCCUCGCCCAGCGCAGCCCGCCGGCUCUACCGCAACCUGUCAGGGAAGUUCCGCGUGGGUCUCCCUCCCCUCGAUGACAGCCUGCUGCCUGGCCGAGGAGACAAAGAGAGGCUGCGCAAGUCCUGCAUGUUUCAGAGUAAUGAGGCUUUGUUUGAAGCCGUAGAGCACCAGGAGCUAGAUUUGGUGCAGCUGCUGCUGAGCCAGUACAGUCUGGAGGAGCUAGACCUCAACACCCCCAACAGUGAGGGCCUACUCCCACUGGACAUCGCAAUCAUGACCAACAAUGUGCCCAUGGCCAGGAUACUGCUGCAGGCUGGCGCCAAGGAGAGCCCACACUUUGUGAGUCUGGAGAGCCGUGUGCUGCACUUGGCUACGCUGGUCCGAGAGGCAGAGCAGCGAGUCAGUGACCUCACCGCACAGGUAGUAAAUGAGGCGCCGGAUGAGCGAGACGGCUCGGAGAGAGAGAAGCAGCUGAAGGGCUGGGAGUGGAGGCAUCGCCUCUUAAAACGCAUGAAGGCGGGCUUUGAGCAUGCACGUCCCCCAGAGGCCCCCAGCAAUGUCCGUCUGUCUGUCUGCAGCAGCUCCAGUCUGAGGGUCACCUUCCAUGAGCCCCUCAGUGUCAACUCUGCCGUGGUCACCAAGUACCGAGUGGAGUGGAGUUGUUCCCCCUCGUUCUCCCCUCUGGUGGGUGAAGCUGCCGUUGAGGACCUGAAAGCUCUGCAUUACACCAUCACAGCGCUGUGCCCGGGCACCCAGUAUUAUGUGCAAGUCUCUGCCUACAAUAUGAAAGGCUGGGGGCCGGCCCAGUCUUCAGUCCCAGUUCGGGCUACACCCUCCAGCUGGAGGGAGUUUGACGGAAGAGCUCCCAGGCAGAGGGGGCAGAAGGAGGCCCUGGACCAGCUGCUGGGGCAGAUCAAAGAUGCCCACCGACACUGCACCUGUCAUGAGAGUUGCAAAGUUCAGCCGCAAAUCAGAAAACACUCUGUCUCCAAGAGUUUACGACAUCUCUUCCAGCCAACCAGCAAGUUUGUGAAAACUCUCAAAAGGGGUUUGUAUUUGACUUCAAUAUUCUACCGAGAUGACAACAUCCUGGUAACUCAGGAAGACCAGAUUCCCAUCAUGGAGAUUGAUGACUCCUACUCCAGCUCCCUCGUGCAGGACUUCCUGUGGUUCAGCAAGGUGUCCUGUCUGUGGGAGGAUAUCCUGUGGCUGCGGCAGUGCCUCAGCCCCUCCCAGUCUUCCUGCUCCUGCACCAUUCAGACUCGACUCAAGAUGCUUCAUGCUGUCUCCCAGCUUCAGGACAUGCUGGGAACCCAGGAUCUGGGUAGGGUUUACUUUGAGCCAAUUAAAGACAAGCACGGGAAUGCGCUGCUGGUGACAAUACGUGACCUGGGUUCAAGUCAGUCCCUGGAAAACAUGCGAUGGACUCAGCUGAGCAAGCUCCAGAUGCAGCGCAAGUCCAUCUCAUCACCGGAAGAGCCUACUGCCCUGGACAUGCUUCUCAUCACACUGCACGAGAAGCUGGCCUAUCACAGACGCAGCAGGCAGGCCCUGUCUCCAGGCCUCUACCUGGGGUACCUGAAGCUGUGCAGCUCAGUGGAUCAAAUCCGGGUUCUGGUUCCUCAGAAACUCCCCAACAUGCUCUGCCACGUGAAAGUGCGAUACAACCAUAACAUCUCCAGGGAGGAGUGGGAGUGGCUGCAGAACCUGAGCUCCCUGGAUGACUCUGUCCUGGCUGAGCAGAAUGCAGAGAGCCCUCAGAACCUCAUCCUUCAGGACCUGCGAACGGCAGCCAGAGAGCUGAUGGGACAGAUCAACGUUCCAGUCAAUCAGGCCCAGCACUUCCGUAUCUACAGCCAGGAGGUCCUAGAGUUUGGGGAGAAGGUCUCGUUCCUGCUCCUCCUGCCCCCUCCGGAUGAUGUGUGCACCGUCCCUGGACAGAACAACCCCUACUCUCCCCGCUCCGGCUUCCUCACACUUCCCCUGCAGAUCUUCGAACUGGUCCACUUCUACACGUACAGCCAGGCGUUUAUCGGACAGUACUGUCGCGUCUCAGCCCUGCUGGAGCUGGAGUCACUGAUGACCCAGCAAACCCUGCGCGAGGCCUUCUCCGAGUCAGAGCUGCUGGCGGCCAAGCAGAAACACCAGCAGGUCCAGGAGUACGUGCAGCAAAUGGAAGAAGUCUGGAGGGAGAUGCGAUGGAUUAUGGAUGCUCUUCAGUAUGCCAGGUACAAACAGCCAUCUGGAGGGAUCUCGCUGGCCUGGAUAAUCGACUUCUCUCAGGAGGCUGUGAGGGAGAAACCUCGCUCUACCACCUCCUCCCAGCUCGACUACCUCCCCUCUCCCACUCCCUCCCCAGAGACUGGCCGCAAGCACAACUCAGAUCUGCAUGGCAUCUCCGAUGAAGAAGGUUCUUCUGAAGUCUUCCUGGCUACAGACAGUGAUUACGACUCAAGCCGAGCGCAGAGCCCCCGGGACCUAGACCUCAUCUUCUCCUCCCCCUCCUCCUCCUCUAUGGAGCCUGGGUGCCCCCGCAUAGGCAGCAGGGGGCUUCGCGACGGUGCUCCUGACGUCUUGCUGGCCCAUGAGCUGCAGCCGGCAGAGCCUGGAGAGCACAGAUGCCCCCCUGAGCUUUUUGACAGUGAUUUUAUUCUCCCGAGCCGACAGAUCGAGCUCUUGCGCAUCACCGAGAAGAGACAGGCCUUCUGUGUACGGACCAGCAGUCUGGAAUUCCCCGCGCCUGGCCCCUCCCCUCGUCGAAGAUGCCCCCGUCCAUCCUCCGUUGACCGUUGCCCACCUACCAAGGACCCUCAGCCAACCACCCCCCCUCUCCACGCCCGGGCACGCUCUGAAGAGGGUACCAAUGGCUUCCCUGAGACCUCCGCUAAUGAGGUGCUGCCAGCCAGUGAAGGAAGGAGGCCUCGUCAAGUGAACCUGAGGGUGUAUCCUCAGUACAGGACCGGACUGUCUAAGGAAACCAGUGUGAAGCUUUGCGUCACUCAGAAAACACCAGCUAGGGAGAUUGUGAGACUGGUUGUCAUGGAGAUGAACAAUGUUUCCAGGAGGCUGCUGGGAAGCUUGGAGGAAGUUGUGUACAGAGAGGAGCAGCUGGAGCACUUUGGGCUGGUGUUGGUGGUAGAGGAGAAGGAGAGGUGGCUGCAAGAUGACUUCCAGCCCCUGGCACUGCAAAACCCAUGGACUCGAGGGAGGCUCUGUGUGAGGAUGAAGGAAUACUCCCCUCUCUCACUGCAGCUCAGUCAAGCAACCACAGUGUGAGGAGCCAUUGAAAACUGGUGUCUGGUUAUGUCUUUUACCUGAGACGCUUUCUUAUUAAAUGAGAAUUUCACAAAGGACCUCUGAAAUCUAUUCCUGGCCUUUCAGAGCAUCCCGAAUUAAUCCAGUUUCUUAAUUCUGAAAAUUGCCUUUUUACCAAAGACUUAAAAAGUGACUGAAUAUUUAUUGUUAAAAUAUAUAUGUUAAAAGAGUUAUUGUGGAUAUUUGUAUUAAAAAUGGAGCAAUAUUCUUCUUCCAGAGGUAAAUUUUGAGGUAAAUAUGAAGGCUGGAAUCUUCCAGAACAAGACUAUUCAAGAAAACAAAAGUUUUUUUAAAUGAUUCAAAGUCCUUUGAAUUUCACAGUUUCCCCAGCUGGUACAUUACAGUGUUUGUGUAGAUGCGUGGUUUUUGUUUGCACAAGUUCAUAUUAUUAUUAUUGUUGUUAUUAUCGUUCUGUUUUUUAUUAGUAACUGUUGUUUUAGUGGUCUGAUGAAGUGAAAAGCUGCAGACUCCCUGUCUCCUGAAGCUUUUGGUCUGUGCAUACAAGCUUGGAGAGAGUUGUUUUGUUUAUUUUGUGAUUGGAUUGUGUUAUUACAAUAGAAAUACUGAUAUUAAGUUGCAAUAUGUAAACAUUGGUUCUAUCUGUAUGUUUCUAUUUCACGUUGUAUUUUAUAUGUAUUACUUAAAGAAAAGAAAAAAAAAACUUUCUUUA
Molecule: messenger RNA, 4943 nt
Organism: Polyodon spathula (Mississippi paddlefish)
Lineage: Eukaryota; Metazoa; Chordata; Actinopteri; Acipenseriformes; Polyodontidae
Product: ankyrin repeat and fibronectin type-III domain-containing protein 1-like
Exons: 23
Coding region: 164-4234 (1356 amino acids)
Biological process (GO): signal transduction; regulation of establishment of bipolar cell polarity; establishment of mitotic spindle orientation
Cellular component (GO): spindle
Molecular function (GO): protein binding
Source: RefSeq, a predicted model, not a curated record